AUGGCCUGUCAAGUCAGUAGCACUUCAGAUGUACAUUUAUCAUCAAUAAUAAAAGACAAUGAAACUGAACAUGAAUGUUGUAUUUGUUUAUAUGAUAAUAAUUUAAUUAUUGUAUUCGAUUGUAAUCAUCAUGUAUGUCUUUCAUGUUUUAAACAAUAUGCUAUAACAAAACUUAAUAGUCGUCAAUUUAAAUAUGAUUCAAAUAUUGGAUAUAGUCUUGGAUGUCCAUGUGGUUGUCCAAAUACACUUCUUCAUGAAUUACAUAUUUUUCGUUUAAUGGAUAAAUCAAAUUAUGAACGAUAUAAAACAUUUGGUGCUGAAGAAUAUGUAUUGUAUCAUCAUGGAGUUAUUUGUCCAACUCCAUCUUGUGGUUGUGGACUUAUAUUUGAUGAAAAUAAUUUAAAAAUACUUUGUCCAUUACCUAUUGGUUGUGGAAAAACAUUUUGUCGAAGUUGUAAAAGGCUUUGGCAAGAUGAUACAAUUCGAACUUGUUCAUGUCAAGAUGAUAGACAAAAUGAUAAUCAAGCAUUUUCAUUUUGGAAUCAAUUAUUUGGUCGUCAGCGUGAAUCAUCAUUAGGUACUUUCAAAAAAUGUCCAAGAUGUUCCGUAAAUACUGAAAAAGAUGGUGGUUGCAAUGCAAUAUCUUGUACACGUUGUGGUAUGACAUGGUGUUGGAUUUGUGAACUAGAAUUUCGUACUGAUUUUCAUUGUCAAAAAGCUAAUGAACUUUAUCAUCAUUUGAUGUCAAAUUAUAAUAAAAAUGUUCGUCCUGUAAGAAAUAAUUCUGAUCUUGUUAACGUCAAAAUCGGUCUUAAACUUAUUCAAAUAGCUGAUGUUGAAUGGCAAGAUUUCAGUUUUAUAUGGUCACCAGAAGAAUUUGAUGGUGUAGAAUACAUACAACUUCCUAGUGAAUUAAUCUGGAAACCUGAUCUUGUUCUCUAUAAUAAUGCUGAUGGUGAUUAUCAAAUUACAACAAGAUCAAAAGUACAAGUUCGAUAUGAUGGAGUUGUACAAUGGAAUCCUCCAAUGGUUUAUAAAUCUUAUUGUUUUAUUGAUAUUCAAUAUUAUCCAUUUGAUAGACAAAAUUGUACACUUAAAUUUGGUACAUGGUCAUAUCAUGGUUCACUUGUUAAUUUACAAUUUUUAACUAAUAAUGAAUCGUCUGUUCUUGAACGUGGUUGGGACCUUGAAGAUUAUACUCCAUCUAUUGAAUGGGAAAUUUUAAAUCUUCGAGCUAUUCGUCAUGAAAAAUUAUAUGCAUGUUGUGUUGAAGUUUUUCUUGAUUUAACAUUUACAUGUACUGUACGACGAAAACCAUUAUUUUAUAUAGUUAAUUUAAUAGUGCCAUGCGUUAAUAUAUCUGUGCUUGCUGUACUAGUUUUUCUUUUACCAUCGGACAGUAAAAAGAAAAUAACAUUAUCUAUUUCUAUUCUUGUUGCUUUACUUGUAUUUUAUUUAUUACUUAUUGAACUUAUUCCACCAACAUCAUUAGUUAUCCCAUUACUUGGUAAAUAUUUAUUAUUUACAAUUGUUAUUGUUAAUUUAUCGAUUAUAAUAACAAUCAUAACAUUAAAUGUACAUUUUCGUCGUCAUUCAACAUCACACAUGUCCCCUUUAAUUAGAAAGCUUCUUUUAGUUUAUUUACCAAAAAUUUUAUUUAUGGAGCGACCACCUAUACCACCAAGAUAUGUAUAUGUAAAAUCAAAUUCUUCUGAAAAUAUUGAUAAUCAAUCAUCAACAUUUCCAUGGAAAAAUGAUCAACGAAGACAUAUUGCUAGAAUAACAGCUGAUCAUAUUGCUUAUAUUGCAGAACAAAUUGAAAAUGCUCAAAAUGAAAAAGAAAUCGCUGAAGAAUGGCGUUUUAUUGCUUUAGUUUUCGAUCGACUUUUUCUUAUAAUAUUUGUAUCUGUUAGUGUAAUGGGUACAUUUGGAUCAUUAUUCAAAUCUCCACCAUCAGAUGAGUUCAAAACACCUAUCGAUCCAACAUGUUACUUAUAUUAUCCACCUAUAAACAAUUCUCGAUGGAUGCAAAAAUGUGGUGCCGACUAUUUCCGGAGUUUAUCAAAACAACAACUACUUUCAAACAUUCAAUCAUAA
This is a messenger RNA of Rotaria sp. Silwood1, 2097 nucleotides long. NCBI's taxonomy places the organism in Eukaryota, Metazoa, Rotifera, Eurotatoria, Philodinida, Philodinidae. The record is from the annotation of a GenBank genome assembly.